Anguilla anguilla (European eel) is the source of this 4133-nucleotide messenger RNA. RefSeq names its product membrane metallo-endopeptidase-like 1 (gene mmel1). The transcript is spliced from 27 exons. NCBI's taxonomy places the organism in Eukaryota, Metazoa, Chordata, Actinopteri, Anguilliformes, Anguillidae. The coding region runs from base 108 to 2954 and encodes 948 amino acids. Gene Ontology annotation, molecular function: metalloendopeptidase activity. The record is from RefSeq and is a predicted model, not a curated record. Gene Ontology annotation, biological process: protein processing. Gene Ontology annotation, cellular component: plasma membrane.
CUCUCUGACGUCAUAGCGGCCAAUCCAGUUCCCUGCAAGGAGGAGCACCUAAGAGAAGCCUUUCUGAUUGGUGGGGCCCUAAUGAAAACUGAUUCCAGAGACCCCAGAUGGCAUCUCCUGUACGUAGACACCCUGCUUGCCAAAGGUGCGGUGAAGGCAGCAGCUGCUCACCUGGGCCAGGUCUUUGGCCAGGAGCCUCGGGAAGCAGCUGCCCAGGCCAGGUGGGGGGUGGUGGAGUCAUGGCAGCAGAACUUUGGAGCUGCAGGCAGGAGGCUGAGCAGAAUCGCAGAGAGAGACUCUUCCACCCUGGACUUCCUGCUGGAUCUGAUCACUUCAGCUCACAGGGGUCUCCUUGCACAGAAGGCAUCUCCCACGUCCGCUCGCACGCGCACACUCUGGGCACUCGUGAUGAGAGCAGCAGAGGUGCGCUGGCGCCGGCUCUGAGCACCUGCGGGAGGCGUCCGGUGGGCACCUGCGGCGUGGGCUCGCCCGCUGAUCAGGGAGGAGCGAGUUCGCCGUUCAGCGAGCAGUUUUGGUUUCCUCUAAGAAGAGCCUCACGACGGGAACACAACAGUGAAGCUCUGUCCUGCAACUGUGCUCCUCGCACACAGCCUCCAGUCAUAGCCGGAGCGACAAGAAUGGGUAAAUCGGAAAGCCAAAUGGACAUUGUGGAGAAAUCAACCAAGCCAGGUAAGCGGCGAUGGAGCGUGACGGAGAUCGGAUUGUCCGUCCUCCUGCUGCUGGUGAGCUGCGCUUUGGCCGGACUCAUCGUGCUUUAUACAUCGGCUCUGAAGGAGCGAUCCAGCAGAACCGGAACCCCAAGGAAUGCCGGAGCGAUUGAAGAGCCCCUGUAUCGGCCCAACAGCAACGCUGUGUGCACUACACCUGGGUGUGUCACUGCGGCUGCACGGCUGAUCCAGAACAUGGACUCAAUGGUUGAGCCGUGCCAGAACUUUUACCAGUACGCCUGUGGAGGCUGGCUGGACCGGCACGUGAUCCCAGAGACCAGCUCCCGCUACAGUGUCUUUGACAUACUGAGAGAUGAGCUGGAGAUUAUCCUGAAGGGAGUUCUGGAGACCAAGAAUGAGCAGGAUAGGGAGGCCUUCUGCAAAGCGAAGACCCUGUACAACUCCUGUAUGAAUGAGAGUCUGAUUGAGCAACGUGACUCUCAGCCCCUGAUCGAGCUCAUUGACACCGUUGGAGGUUGGCCCGUGGCAUCGGAAGACUGGAACGGCACUGCUGCAGGGAAGGAGUGGAGCAUGGAGGAUGCGCUGGCCACUCUCACCUCACGUUUCCACAAGAAAGUACUGCUGGACAUUUUUGUCUGGACAGACGAUCGCGAUUCCAGCCACCACAUAAUCUACAUUGACCAGCCGGGGCUGGGAAUGCCUUCCAGGGACUAUUAUUUCAAUGAUGGGAACUACAAAAAGGUGCGGGAGGCAUACUUGCAGUUCAUGUUUUCCAUUGUGCUCAUGGCGCGUGAGGACCGGAAUCUAACUAGGGACGAAGACCGCGUCUGGGAAGAAGUGAUGCAAGUGAUGCAGCUGGAAACUGACAUCGCCAAUGCCACAUCUCCUGCUGAAGAGCGCCAGGACGUCACUCUGCUCUACAACAAGAUGACCCUGAGUGAAGUACAGGAAGCCUUCUUCCUAAAUGGGUUCAACUGGACGCAGUUUGUGAGAGGUGUGCUGUCCAGCGUGGCCAUUGACCUCCACCCGCAAGAAGAAGUUGUUGUAUACGGCGCCCCCUACCUGCAGAGGCUGGGUGAUGUGCUCGCCAAGUACAACACCAGGACCCUGCAGAACUACGUGACCUGGCACCUGAUUAUUGACCGAGUCAGCAGUCUCAGCCGUCGCUUCAAAGAGGCCAGGGCUCAUUACAGGAAGGCACUGUAUGGGACAACCGUGGAGGAGGCCCGUUGGCGGGACUGUGUUCGUUAUGUGCAGAGCAGCAUGGAGAAUGCAGUGGGAGCUCUCUAUGUCAGGGAAACCUUUGCUGGAGAGAGCAAGCGCAUGGUGAGCAAUCUCAUUAGUAAGAUCCAAGAGGCCUAUGUAGAGACUCUCGAGGAACUGAGCUGGAUGGAUGCCCAGUCUAAGGAGAAGGCCAAGGAGAAGGUUAUGGCCAUAAGGGAGCAGAUUGGCUACCCUGACCACAUCCUGGAGGAGACCAACCUGAAACUGGACCAGGAGUACGCACACCUGAACUUUAGUGAGGAGUACUACUUCGAGAACAUUCUGCAGAACCUGCAUGCGGGGGCCCAGAAGAGUUUGCGGAAGCUACGGGAGCGAGUCGACCCCGACCUGUGGAUUAUUGGAGCUGCUGUCGUCAAUGCUUUCUACUCUCCCAACAGGAACCAGAUAGUCUUCCCUGCUGGUAUCCUGCAGCCUCCUUUCUUCAGCAAACAUCAGCCCCAGGCUCUGAACUUUGGGGGCAUUGGGAUGGUGAUCGGGCACGAGAUCACCCAUGGCUUUGAUGAUAACGGGAGGAAUUUUGACAAAGACGGGAAUAUGUACAACUGGUGGAGCACCUAUUCUGCUGAGCACUUCAAAGACCAAUCACAGUGCAUGGUCCACCAGUACGGCAACUUCACCUGGAAGCUGGCAGGAGAACAGAACGUUAGCGGCAUCAGCACUUUAGGGGAAAACAUUGCAGAUAACGGAGGAGUUCGGCAAGCGUACAAGGCAUACCUGAAGUGGGUGGAGCGAGAGGGGGAGGAGCCUCGUCUACCUGGACUGGACCUGAACCACAAACAGCUUUUCUUCCUCAACUUUGCCCAGGUGUGGUGUGGCUCAUAUCGACCUGAAUAUGCUAGCCAGUCCAUCAAGACAGACUCGCAUAGCCCCCUGGAGUACAGAGUUAUGGGCUCUCUACAAAACUUUGAGGAAUUUUCAAAGGCGUUCCACUGCAAGAAAGGUACCCCAAUGAACCCCAAGGUGAAAUGUCGGGUAUGGUAGCCGAGAGAGGGGGGGCACACCUACCUACACUGAGGUUAUAUCCUGAUUGGAACUGGACUUGGCCCAUACCUUGUGUCUCAUCCACAGAACACAAAGAUAGCCGGCCCCAGUGCAUGCAGGGAAAGAAACAAAACAGAAAAUAAGCAAACAAAAACACAAAAAUUGCUUAAUGUCAGUUUCCAAUUCCUAUGGAAAAACCAAUUAUAGGCAUUGUUGCUCCUUCAUAAAAGUUUUUUGCUUGUUUUAAUAUGUUUGAGUACAUUUUGUAAUAUUCACACAAUCAACACUACAAAGGAUAAUUUACAAGUUGUUAACAGAGCAAUGGCUUUGAUUGUCUUUUGAUUGUAUUUUCAUGCCGAAAAAGCUAUGCUGGCAAAAAUAGAAAGAAAAAAACCCCUUUGCUUUACUUGAAACGGCCUUUAGAGUUUAGCUGAGAAAGAACUUCUGACUCUCAACGAUGUUUAUGCCAAUAAGUUAAUGAACAACGACAUGUUCAUGGCUUGCGAACCGAUCAAAUAAGAAAUGAAACCGCUUGACUUUUAUCAUACUGAACUGCACCUCUGAAGGUCACAGCAUAUUUUAUUGGAUUUGUGUAAGAUUUUUUUAACUCACUGUUUGCUGGAAUUACGUGAGGCACUGCUAUUAAGUGAAGACAAAUGACUUUAAGACUGUUGAAAGCUAGCUUUAAUGUGUUUUAUGUACAGUUUACAUGAUAAAAUAUAGGAUGGCAUCAAAUGGUGUCACGAUAAAAUAAUGCCUUUUUAGAAGUAUGCCAAGAAACUAUAGUACUGUUAUAAAUGAAUAUAUAUUGUUACCAAUACAAAUAUUUAUGUCAGAUAAUAUAAUCUAUAAGUAAUAUAUUUACUCGUUUAGCGGAAACGCUAUUUUUUUGGGUGUGGUUUGAAUUUUAUUGUUAAUAUACACCGAUCAGCCACAAAAUUAAAACCGCCUACCUAAUAUUUUGUAGGUCCCCCUUGUGCCGCCAAAACAGCUCUGACCCGUCAAGAGUUUUUAAAAUCAUGUGGAAAUAAUUUACCCUCUAACAAUGUAAUCCAUUUAUAAUUUUUUAUGUAAUAAAAACCAAUAAUGUAUUAAGUAGUAAUAGUAGUAGUAGUGUACUUUAUUGACCCCGGGGGGAAUUUGCACUGUUGCAGCAUCAAAGACAACAAAGUAACACAA